AUGCAUGGUUGGAUGGUUAUGUGGGCUGGGAAGUUCGCAGAAGCGGCAACCCGUCUUGCACAUUGGAUCGAGGGUUGCUUCUGCCGCGAGCAUAUCUUGGUUUCCCAGAUGCCAGCCUCCAAACGGCGAAAGACAAUGAUGGAAGAAUCUGGAUCUGGCACUUGUUGCUGGAAGGGGAAGAGGCUUCCAGAGCUGGCCUGCGGGAAGAUGACGGACCUCAUCCAGUACUUUACAAGCCAGGCCCGCACAGAGUACAUCUCGGAGAUGCUCGCUGCACCGGCUGAUGUCCGAGCACGUCUUACAGCGAUAGAUGCACUCGCGACAGAGCAACUUCGCGUAGUGCUCGAGCAGAAGUUUGCAUAUGCACAGACCAUCCCUUGGGUGGUCUGUGCAGCGUUUGGGGCGUACACUGGCAUCCCCUGGGAUCGUUCCAAGGUGACAACAGGUGGCGCUUUUGCGGAUGCAGUGUCCUUUCGAGCCUUUUCCGGUCAGAUGUUGGAAAGCCGGCAGCUGAAAGCUGUUGCAGACUCGGAGUUGCCCCUGCACCAUUACGCCGAGGCGUGGACCAUGGUGCAAGAGUAUUCUUUCUGCAGCCUCGCGGAGCGAGGCGCAGAGAGACAGCACUCCGAGAUUCGCAAUGCUGCGAGGAGAGGCCAGCGAUAUGCCGGCCCUGCGGUUGUUGCGAGCCGGAAGCGAGAGAAGCAGGUCGUAGCCAUGAUUGGUGAUCCCCAGCAGCUGCAGUUUCUUGUAGCACACUGGCGUGAUAGGCAGAUCUGGGAACACCUGCUUGAGCAUUGCUUGCCGAAGCAAACAGUCAGGCGAAUGACAGUUGUGCAGAGAUUGGCGAAGGUGUAUGCAUACCACCCAGACGAGCACUUCAUGGACGUGAGCGAGGAGGCAACUGCCCAGGCCGUGUACCAAGGCGUUGCUGGAUGCUUCGGCUGCUGCCCGCACGGAAGACUCCGUGCCGUUGAAGCUGGACCCAGUCAGAUUGUGCACUUCCUGAAGAGCCAUCUCCAGAACGGCAGCCUGGUGUCGCUGGGUGAGGAGGCCUUCCAGCUUGCCCUCCGCUACACACCCAAGCAGCCGGAAGAGGAGGCAGAUGUGCCUGCUGUCUCAGGACUUGUGGCUGAGCUUGCGAACAGAAAUGGUAGUGCCAGCAGUUUCCUUGGAUCCGUACUUUUUCACGGUGCUGGAUGCUCGACCCGAGCAGCGGAAGGAUGUUCGGGCGGUGCAGGCCGGCAACCAGACCUCGUGCCCAUCCCAGAUUUCAUCCAGGAUCAUGCCAAGGAGGAUCUAUUGCAUGAACUUCUUCGUCACGGGGCUUUGGGAGGGCGUCAUGUUUCGGUGGAUGAUUUGUCGGAUUUCAAUGCUGCUGCUGUUCAGAGACUGCAACAACAUGGCAUUCUUUCGGGUGAAGAGGGGGCCUUCGGCGACUUGACCUUGAGCAUCGCCAGCAGCCUGCAGCUGCUGCCCGAAUGCACAUGGUCCGAACUAUUGUCGAUCUGGGAAUUGAGCCACUUCUUCUUAACCCGGGGAAAGGUUGCCCUGACAUCCAAAACAGAAUAUUUCAGGUUGCUUUUUAAACAGGGGUGGAAGCCCCGCUGCGACGACGAGAGUGAGUUCUUUGAGUGGCACUGCCGUGAUGCCACUGCGGAGUUGCCUGCUCAGGGUCUUGGCAUGUCGUUGCCAUAUCUUCGCUGCUUGCUGACUUCUGUGUUGUUGUGGCAGAAGCCGGGCAACCUCCAGCGAAUCUUGGUGAACGGGCCUUCGAAGUACUAUGAGUACCUCAUGAGCUCGGUCGACCUGUCUGCAGUGGCAAAGUUGACGGCUGAAGCGUGCAUUCGCUUGCGAUGGCGUUGUCUCGGGCGACAGCGAAACUGCUCGCGUGCACACACACGCGUGCAUGGAGCGAACUGUUUUCACACUCAUGAUUUUACAUGUCUUCUUGAUUUUCACGCUUGA
This is a messenger RNA of Symbiodinium sp. CCMP2592, 1965 nucleotides long. Lineage: Eukaryota; Dinophyceae; Suessiales; Symbiodiniaceae. The record is from the annotation of a GenBank genome assembly.